GAGCGCUCGCUCUCGAGGUUACAACGCGCGCUUUGGAAGCGCCGAGAGUCGUUGUGCGUCCGCGUCGCUCUCGUCGGGUGGGGUGGCGCGCGCGAGCUCUUUUGUCCCGCAGAGACCUCGCGUGCACCGGCGAGGCGGAAGCAGAACCGCGCGAACCGCCGUCGGACACAGACCAGUUCCGGUGACCUGGUUCCGCGCUUACCCUUUCAUCGUGCGGUCCUCAUCCUGGUGGCACUGUGCCCGCGUGUACUACAUAAUUAGUGGACGCCACAGCGUACCGGACCCUUAAUUGUUCGGUGAUUUAUGCCGAGUGAUCUUUCUUUCUUUUUUUUUUUUCCUCGGAGGAACUAACGGGCCGGACGUCCAGUGAACCCCCCUUCCAUUUGAUCUCGCAGUCAAGACGGGAACUUCAGCCAGCACCAAACUCUGGAAUUAUAGGCCCUAUGGUGGGGAACGAGAAGCAACCUUGCGCGAUGCCGGACAUCUCCACAAGGACCUCCAGCCAUGCCGCCUUGCAAGACAGCGCAAGGAACGCCACCUUUAACUUAUCAUCCCUGCAAACCACCGAUAUUGGAAACAGUAGUGAAGAGUCCGUCUUCGGUCCUCAGUACCAUAGUCAUGUGCGCAUCACUGUUAUUAUAAUCAUGGUCGCUUUCUCAAUCGCUGGCAACUGCGUCGUCUGCUGGCGGCUGCUACGAAACCAUCGCCGCAGGCGCUACCAGAAAGCGCACAUACUGUUCUUGAACCUCGCCGUUGCCGACCUUCUUGUUACAACCGUGACGAUGACAUCGCAAAUGGUGUGGGAGAUCAUGGGCCGCGCUUGGAUUGCCGGUGACGCAUUCUGCAGAGUGUUUAAGGUUCUCCAAACUUUCGCACUAGCGUCUUCCACCUACAUGAUCGUGAGCAUAGCUCUGGACAGGCACUUCGCGAUCGUGUACCCGCUCGCCGCCUGCUUGGCGCCGUCACACCUGGCAGCCGGGUCAUGGCUCGCCUCACUGAUCCCUUCUCUGCCCAAUCUGUACAUGUUCCGGCUCGUUGAGGCCAGCGAAAAUCUCCAAUACUGCGCGUCGGUUUUCUACGCCCGUAAGGCAGACUCGCCGCUUCCUCGCCAACUGUACAUGACCUUCGUUUUCCUCAGCGUGUUCGUACUUCCCCUCAUUCUGCUGGUUGUGCUUUACGGUCGCAUCCUGAUCGAGAUUUGGAAACAGAGCUCGGCGCUCAAGAAUCGACACCAGACUGCCUCGCCUUUCCCAAAGGCCAAGGUGAAAACCAUCAAGCUCACUGCCGCCAUUUUCAUCGCAUUCUUGGUGACGAACGUACCCUACAUGGUACUGGAAAUGGUCCUGGCCUUUGCCGGCACCGGCGCCUCUCUGGAUCAAAACAUGGUGGCGCUGUUCGGCGUCAUCUCGGCCUCGAACAGCACGGUGAACCCCUACAUAUUCCUCUUCUUUCAAAAGAGCAGCGAAAGUGCCAAGCGGAAGCGAUUCGUGAUGCCCUUCCGUAAAGACGCCGUAGCGGAGCUUCCCGAUGGCCGCUCCAGUUGCCGUAACGGAGGCCUCGAGCUGUACCCGGCUCCGGGAAAAUGCAACUCGCCGCCCGUGUUCACCCUCGCCCCGAGGGAGAGCAGCGUCGCCUGUUCCUCGUGUCUACCCACCGAACUCAGCAGCUUAUGACGGUUCGGACCGUCCCGCCGCUUCCGGGAACCUUCUAUACACGCUGGUGGCGAACAGUGACAUUUUAUGGUGCUCCUGCAAGCGGGGAUCGGUGGCAGCGUGUACCUCCUGUGCUGCUAUGCGGCUCAUCGGCCCGUUCCGGACUCUGACGACUUUAGCUACAUCUGGUACCUUAUGAGCGGACUGCGUAAAAGUCGGAGAACAUUCCUGUCGGCUUCGAUCCGCAGUUAUAUCUCUAAGUGAGCGUAUUUAUAUUACCUUUCGUGGGCGCACGCAUUCUGUGAAUGACAUCGCGAGUUACUGUGCUGCCGUGCGUCCUUUCGAGUAUUACGCAUCUUGCGCGCGUUCUGUGCAUGCGCGUUUUCUUUAUUUAUCACUUUGUUAUCGUCUUUUUUGUUGUAUUUAACUUCUAGCAUACUCAUGUCAAAAGGACGGACUGUCACUACAAUAUUGUUACUAUACAAUCUUCGUUAUAUUUUCCAAUAAAAGAAA
This is a messenger RNA of Dermacentor albipictus, 2165 nucleotides long. Its product is annotated as oxytocin receptor-like. Gene Ontology annotation, molecular function: peptide binding; G protein-coupled receptor activity. Lineage: Eukaryota; Metazoa; Arthropoda; Arachnida; Ixodida; Ixodidae. The record is from RefSeq and is a predicted model, not a curated record. Gene Ontology annotation, biological process: cellular response to hormone stimulus; G protein-coupled receptor signaling pathway. Gene Ontology annotation, cellular component: plasma membrane.